AAAGCCCUUGUGGCACACAGUGCUGUGUUCAGCAAGACUUGGCAGCUCCCUGUGCUUACAUCCCAUCAGCAUGAAAGUUUCCCUUGGCCUCAGCUUCUUCCUGGCUUUCCUGGACCCAGGGACCUCCCUUCAGUGUGAGGUUUGUCACAGCAUAGGAAAAAGCUGCUCUGGCCCCAUGAAAACCUGUACUGGUGGUGAAGAUACCUGUGGCAUCAUUCUGCAUGAGGUCAUGAUAGGGGGGAUGGCAAUCCCUUCGUCCAUCAAGUCCUGCCUGCCAUCCAGCAUUUGCCAGCUUGGCCCUAUCACCAUGAACUAUGGGAAGGUGAAAGCAAGGAGCCAUAUGGCUUGCUGCACGGGUGAUGACUGUCGAACAAUCUCUGUCUCAUUGCCACCAGAUGACAGUGUGCCCAAUGGAUAUCAGUGUCCUGCCUGCUACAGUGUGGACUCCUUUCAGUGUGGUAACGAAAUAGUAAACUGCACUGGAUUGGAAACCCAGUGCAUUGACCUUGCUGGAUUAAUGAAUUCUGGUGGACUGUCUCUAAAAGCUUCUAUGAAGGGUUGCACCACCAUUUCUGAAUGCAGUAUUGUAGGAGAUGGAAAAAACAAUCUGGGGAUGAUGGACAUAAAGUUAAAGCGGUUCCAAUGCAAGCCAGCUUCUGCUUUGGCCAGAGUGAGUUCUGGGUUUAUCCCUGAAGACACCCUCUUCCUCUCUGUCCUGUCAGGAUUCAUCCUAGGGAAGGUAUUUUUCUGACUCUCUAGUACUGGGUUAAACAAAGCCCACGACAAACUCCAGCAGUGGUUUGCACCAAGACCCAUUUGCUGUGGCUUCUCAUGUGUGGGGAGUUUGGUUUCACAUUAGCUCUUCUUUUAUAAUUUCACACAAUAAAGACAGUAUUUACACUU
Phalacrocorax carbo (great cormorant) is the source of this 903-nucleotide messenger RNA. The record is from RefSeq and is a predicted model, not a curated record. NCBI's taxonomy places the organism in Eukaryota, Metazoa, Chordata, Aves, Suliformes, Phalacrocoracidae.